UCAGGACCGAAAUCCCUCCUUCCAUCUAAAACGAUGAGCAAUUUCGAUUCAAAAACGCAAGAAUCACUGAGAAGGAGGUGGCAGGAGCAAGUAAUCAACGAAAAAACCCCAUCAAAUUUGUAUAACAAAGCUCCAUCGACAGUGCCCUUCAUAGGGAACCCUAAAAAUCUCCAAACUUUUUCUAGUUUUUUAGAUGAUGAUCUUGUUUCGUCGGUGGUGCCGCCAGUGACGGUGGUGCUGGAAGGCCGUUCAAUCUGCCAGCGGAUCAGUCUUCACAAACAUGGAAGCUACAAAAGCCUGGCAAAGGCUUUGAGACAAAUGUUUGUUGAUGGAGAUGCAUCGUCGUUUUCUGAUAAUGAUGUUGAUCUUGAUCUUUCAAAUGCUAUUCCUGGCCAUCUCAUUGCGUAUGAAGACAUGGAAAAUGAUCUUCUUCUUGUUGGUGACCUAAACUGGAAGGAUUUUGUUAGAGUGGCAAAAAGAAUUCGAAUAUUACCGGCAAAGGGUAGAUCAAGAAAACAGAAAAUGGAGGAGAUGAAUUAAAUUACAUUGCUCCUUGUUGAUCAGUUAUAUGAAUCUCGAGAAAACAAUGGAAAUCCUUUCUGAAUUGAAACGUCGUUGAACUAAUCGUGCAUGAAGAAUUUUUCUAUAAGAAAUUUUUUGAAUUAUGGAAUCAUAGAAAAUUGUGAGUAUUCCUUUAUAUACAUCGUCUUUAAUAAUA
Olea europaea var. sylvestris is the source of this 718-nucleotide messenger RNA. Its product is annotated as auxin-responsive protein IAA33-like. The coding region runs from base 34 to 540 and encodes 168 amino acids. Gene Ontology annotation, biological process: regulation of DNA-templated transcription. Lineage: Eukaryota; Viridiplantae; Streptophyta; Magnoliopsida; Lamiales; Oleaceae. The record is from RefSeq and is a predicted model, not a curated record. Gene Ontology annotation, molecular function: protein binding. Gene Ontology annotation, cellular component: nucleus. The transcript is spliced from 3 exons.